AUGAAAGUCUCCACUCAGCUUCUAGCCACAGGCGCUAUUGCGUUCACUGCCACCGCUCUAGCAAUGCCUUCGAUGACCAAGCGAGUGGUUGAUGGUACUAAAGUUAUCGGUUGUUUUGCGAGCGCUAUCAUGAAAGGUGAAGAGGCUUGGACUCCUGAAUGUGCUGCAGCUGCAGCGACUGACUUUGGUUUUGCCCGAAAGAUCGACUUUGGCGAAUCCACUCUUGAUUUUACGAAUCCUGAACCUCGGUCUGUGGGAUUUUCCGCACCAGACCUAAAGGUGAAAUUGGCCUCGUUCCCUGGAAUCAGUUGGCCUGUCAAGGAAAUUACUAGUCGUUUCACUGUCAUUGAUGACGGUGUCGCAAUCGCAAAAUACGAGUGUUCAAGCGCUCCUGCUAAGGUCAAAGGCAGCAUCCUCAGGUCUACGAUCGGAAACACUAUUUUAGAGGUUAUAUCAGGACAGGAAGAUAAAUUCUCAAAGCUCAUCGCAGAUGUGAUAAGCAAGCCCUCCCGUAAGUUCCUCAUUAAUGGAAAUAGCGAUGUUACACUCGAGAUCCCUAGCUUUUCACGCGACAGUGAGUCCAGUGCUACCGGUCCCCCGAACACUUUAACAGCCACCAACAUUGGUAUUUCGGCCCCUGUCACUUUGCGAACAUUGGAUACCAUUCCAAUUGAGCACUUGAGUCUAACGAGCCUAACCAAGGAUGCUGACUCAGGUAAAACAACAAUGGUACAUACGAUCAAGGUCCGCAACCAGUCGCAGCUUAACUUGAAGUUGGGAGACGCGAUGUUCAAUCUUCUCGAUGCUAACGGAGAGUUAGUCGGAGUUGCCAGUAUUCCGGACCUCUUCUUGGCCAGAGGCGACAACGAAAUGACAGCUACCACAACGUUCAACAAUCUCGAGGCCUACGACAUCCUGAGAGCCCAGAGUAAUACGUACUCAAUCGUAGGCUUUGAAGGCUCCGUGAAAAACCCGAUCUUGGCCAAUGGAAUGACUGUCAUUAAUUCCCCAUUUGUGAUCCCCAAACUUGAAGUUGCAUAA
Messenger RNA from Lobosporangium transversale, 1041 nucleotides. RefSeq lists its product as hypothetical. The record is from RefSeq and is a predicted model, not a curated record. Bases 1 to 1041 code for a protein of 346 amino acids. The transcript has 5 exons. Lineage: Eukaryota; Fungi; Mortierellomycota; Mortierellomycetes; Mortierellales; Mortierellaceae.